GAUUGGCAGAGAGGGAUGGAGCACACUGAAUGGAGGCCAGUGGAGGGAUUGGCAGAGAGGGAUGGAGAACACUGAAUGGGGGCCAGUGGAGGGAUUGGCAGAGAGGGAUGGAGGACACUGAAUGGGGGCCUGUGGAGGGAUUGGCAAAGAGGGAUGGAGGACACUGAAUGGAGACAGUGGAGGGAUUGGCAGAGAGGGAUGGCAGACAUGGAAUGGUUAGUAAGGUGGAUGAGUCUGGCAGCAGCAUUCAUGAUAGAAUGAAGAGGGGAUAGCCUUCGAUGAGGUCGGCCAAUGAGGAGUGAGUUACAAUGAGGGGAGG
This is a messenger RNA of Staurois parvus, 319 nucleotides long. Lineage: Eukaryota; Metazoa; Chordata; Amphibia; Anura; Ranidae. The record is from the annotation of a GenBank genome assembly.